AUGGCCGACCUACGACCCAUCAAUCAGCCAGAGGGACCUCUAGGGGUUUUCUCUGGUGAAAGCUCUUCAAAUCAAGCCUUAAACGAGCCAAAACCACCGGAUAUUGACCGAAAUCCACACGACCAUGUCGCACCCCCUGAUCUGAUGGACCUCGAUGGCGAGUCCACAGAUGCCGAUGAAAACGGCGAUUUAGAGCCAUCUUUCGAGACAGCAUUGUCAACUACUUCCGAGGAACCAGCCCAACUACGGGAUAAUCCCAUGGACGGACUGGUUAGUCAGAACCAGACCCAAUUAAGCUCCACUAUGGACAGUUUUGAAACUUCGGUUUCGAAAAAUUUUCACGAUCACGUGAUCGGACAGGUACACGACCAGGAAAUGGCUGCAAAUGAUGAAAAUGAAAUGGUUUCCACUUCUUUAGAAUCUACCAGCAGAUCAACUGAUUUACCAGAACAAGAAGACUCUCUUCUUAUUCACCAUCAACAUGAAAACGCCAAAACCCAAAAAAACAAAGAAAAUUUACAAAACUCCCAAAAAAAUACAGGAAACUUACAAAACUCAAAAAAAAACUCAAAAAACUCAAAAAAUUCAAAAACAACUCAACCAAAUGUUGAUCAGAUCUUCCCUAUCUUAGGAACUGCCAGCAAAUCAGCCAAAACAGGUUUACGUACCUUCAAUAUUGCCAAACAAGUACCAAUCCCAAUACUCAAUCCAAAAAAUGGCCCAUCUGCUAGCCAACUCCAAAAGGUAAUUGUGGACAGAGACUCCUCACCUAUUCUUCAAGACGCAAAAACUAGACGUAAGCAAUUGACCGAACUACACGAAACUACCGGUCACCUUUCAGAAGAACAAUACCGUCAAUUAGCAAACACCUACUAUCUCCAAAAAUAUGCCAACUCCCUUUCAGAUCUCAAUUGGGCGGGACAAGAAGAAAGACUUAAGGCAUGGAAUGUGCCCCAAGAUUUCUGCCUUACCGCACUCGGUGAGAUUGCUCGAAAUUCAAACGAGAAAAGAUACGUACGUCUUCAAAUAGACGCUUUCUAUAACAAAAAUGACCAUCUCGACCAAAGGCAUUCAAUGCGGGCCGAGGAAAUGGCCAAAAUAAUUGAAAAACACCUUACAGAGACUAUCCCAAACAAAUGGCCCAUGGUCUCCCAAAACAAUAACAAAACUUUAAAUGAACUCCAUAAAUCCUUGGAGUUCUUAAAAAGUCAAUUCGACCCCGGCUCAAAUGACGAAUUUGAAGCCACUAAGGACAUAAAAGACAAAAUGCAGCAAUUGUCUAGAGAAAUAAGUUUCAGCGCUACAAUGAGAGAUGUUAAAGACAAGUUCCAUACAAUUGUAAGAGAUAACACUCAUGUGGAUUUUCGUUUCGGAAGCAUAGUAACUCAGGAUCGGAUCCCAGAACUGGCUCAACAGAAAUCAACACCCAUGACAACUUGGCUUGAAAGAUUUCAACAACUUUUCCACUCACCUUACGUGGGCAGUGAAGACACCUUUGAAUUUCAGCUCAGUCUUGUAAGGCCAAAGCAACUAUCCAACAUGUAUCUAGUUGGCAUAAAAGCUUCGUCGGACUUCCCAGAUCCGCGAGACAUCCUAGACAUCAUGUUCCACACAAAAGAUUUUGAAAUUCCUCAAUACAUCGAUACAUCCUUACCUUCUCGUAAACCCUCGAGACGACAGGACCGAAUCCCGUACGAAAUUCUACAUCAAUUCAUAAGAAAGGCACCAAUCUUAAAUUACACUGACAAAAAAGCAGACUUUACACACGUCCUGUUCUUCUUGAUUGGCAGCAACUCAGACAAUAUUCCCAACAGAAAGAGUAUCUUCUUGGAAAACGUCCAACUUGACAUCAUCUCUUCAUACCAAUUCUGUUUCAGAUGCCACAACAACAAGCACACUACCAAAAGAUGUCCAGUUCCCAAAUCAACCACAUUGUUCCAAAGUCGGCCCUUAACACAAUGGCCCACUAAGGUACCAUCCCCAAACAAACAGAACCAUCCAAUAACCCUCACCACGGGUCCCAGAACUACAAAUCAAGACGGGGAUGGCUUUAGUCGACCCACGAAAAGAUCUAGACAAAAGACAACCCCCAGUCCACCAACUAUCCCACAACAACAGAAUAGCUUCGAGGUGCUCCCGAUAGAGGACCUCACAACACAAGAGGUUACAGCAGAGGAGACCGAAGCCACACGCAACCGGCCAAACACUGUUUCAUCUACACCACAAGCACCAUCACGUCACGAAACCCCGAAAGCCAUUAACAAGAACAACGAUAAAGCCCCUGAAAUUUCAACACAAGACGAUGAAAUGGUGUACUACACCGAUGACGAAGAACCCUCGACUAUAAAUGACGAGGACACCCAACUCGCUCCAUCUACAUUGAUUGAGCAACAACAAAAAAAUUCAAAAGUGGAUACCACCCCAAAUACUCCACAAUACACUACUGACAUGCUCCCUCUGAAGCAUGCACCUAAAUCAAAUUCAAGAUCUCAACCGGUAACUCCCUCCCGGCCUACUAGCAUGCUCCCUCUGAAGCAUGCUCCCAUAACUAGUUCCAAAUCUCAACCGGUAACCCCUGCCCGGCUUGGAUCCAAGGUCCUCAAACCUGCGUCAACAGGUAAGAAACCCUGGACACCGACACCCACUCCCAGGACCACGAAUGGCCCUAGUGGGUCCCCCGCAAGGACUCCGACCACGUCAAUACGACUACCUUCUCUCCUAAACAACAGUAGAACAAACUAUAGUGAAUUAAGGGAAUCACAAAUGGGAUCGACCAUUAGUUUUCCUGAGUCUAUGAGGACAUCCAACCUCAACAUCCCCGACUCUUCACUAAUUCUACAAACUCAAAUUGAGGAAGCAACUCAAGUAGAUUCUCCAGGCCAACAACAGGCACCAGGUCACAAUCCAUUAACAGAUGACAACCUGGACCUAAGUAUGGACAUAGAGGACAUCAACGUUCAUUCUGAUAAUACUAAUUAUUAA
Scheffersomyces stipitis CBS 6054 is the source of this 2982-nucleotide messenger RNA. RefSeq lists its product as uncharacterized. The transcript has a single exon. The record is from RefSeq and is a predicted model, not a curated record. Bases 1 to 2982 code for a protein of 993 amino acids. NCBI's taxonomy places the organism in Eukaryota, Fungi, Ascomycota, Pichiomycetes, Serinales, Debaryomycetaceae.